GGGGCGGAGCAAGGGAAAUUGAUAUCCACGGGAUAAAAAGCCUGGUCUUUGACAUUGGCUUCCCACCUAAGGAAAGAUAAGGUUCGAGUCUGUAAGACUGAUCACCGUGCAGAGAAGAAACCUCACUAUUCUCAUGCUGGCUAUUCCAGUCUCUGACUAAGCGUCUGCUCUGAUCUGCUGAGCCUGUUGACAAAAAGCAGCCAACAGAACACCACCUGGUUCCUUACCAGCAGGAACUGCAGAGUGCAAAUCUCUUAAGUAUCCACUUUUCUCCUUUUCUUUUUGCGGGUACAAAGGUGGGACAGGAUGGUGCGAGCCAAGUCUUGGGUGCUGAAAAAGCAUUUUGAGGGCUUCCCCAAAGAUAGUGACUUUGAGCUGAAAGAGGUAGAGCUGCCAAAGUUAAAGGAUGGAGAUGUGCUGUUUGAAUCUGUAUUCCUCAGUGUUGAUCCUUACAUGAGACCAUACAGUACAAGAUCUAUGAAGGAGGGGGACACAAUGAUGGGCACUCAAGUUGCUAGGGUUGUGGAAAGCAAGAAUCCCACCUAUCCAGUAGGGACCUAUGUCGUGGCUAAUUCAGGUUGGAGAACUCACUUCAUCUCUGAUGGGAAAGAUCUACAUCUGCUUCCUUUUUGGCCAGAAAAGAUCCCCAGAUCUUUGGCUCUUGGGACAAUUGGCAUGCCAGGCCUCACUGCCUACUUCGGCCUGUUUGAGAUCUGCAAGAUCAGAGCGGGAGACACAGUGCUGGUUACUGCAGCAGCAGGGGCUGUGGGUUCAGUGGUGGGGCAGCUUGCUAAAAUCGGAGGCUGUAAAGUGGUUGGCUGUGCUGGCUCAGAUAAAAAGGUUGCUUAUUUGAAACAGAUUGGCUUUGAUGAAGCCUUUAACUAUAAGACGGUGGGAUCCUUGGAAGAAGCCCUGAAGAAAGCCUCACCUGAUGGCUACGACUGCUACUUUGAUAAUGUGGGGGGAGAGUUUUCAAGUAUUGCUCUUAAUCAAAUGAAGAGAUUUGGGAGGAUUGCUGUAUGCGGAGCUAUCUCUGGGUACAAUGACACAGUGCCCCAGAAAGGCCCUUAUGUUCAGAUUCCAAUGCUCUUCAACCAGCUUUCCAUGGAAGGAUUUAUCGUUUCCCGGUGGAAUGACAAGCGUGAAGAGGCCCUGAAGAGACUAUUAAAAUGGGUGGUAGAGGGGAAAAUCAAGUGUGAAGAACAUGUUACUGAAGGAUUUGAAAAAAUGCCAGCCGCUUUCAUGGGAAUGUUAAAGGGAGAAAACCUUGGAAAAGCAGUAGUAAAAGUGUAAAGAGGAUGUGGUUCACUCAACAUAAGAAACCUUUCUACAACCUGAAAAGCCAUGGCCAAAUGCUCAGCUGUAAUUUGCCAUUUCAUUAAAGUAAUCUAACAUGCUCAAAA
Pelodiscus sinensis (Chinese soft-shelled turtle) is the source of this 1403-nucleotide messenger RNA. NCBI's taxonomy places the organism in Eukaryota, Metazoa, Chordata, Testudines, Trionychidae. The record is from RefSeq and is a predicted model, not a curated record.